AUAAGUGAAGUGGAUGUUGUCUGUAAUGGGUAGAAAUGCCUGUGACUUUGUUCCGUUUUGUUUGUUUGCUUUGACAGUUUGCGCUUUCACCGAACCAAACGUAAUCCAACCAACCCCUGUGAUGGUUACUGAGCUGGGAGGCACUGUGACUCUCACUUGCCUUUGUCCUAAUGUGUCGGUGACCAGAUUUAAUUGGUUCAAGCAGAGUUUUGGACAGAAACCACUCCACAUGACGUCAUCUCUUUAUGUUGGCAAAGACAGUUAUCAUUCGAACAACUUUAUCAAGGACUUUACCGAGACAAAACAUUUGGGUGUGAGGAGAGGAGACUACAGCUGUAACUUGACCAUAUCAAAGACAGAGCCAGGGGACUCAGCUACAUACUAUUGUUCCACUACAGCCAUCUAUGAGCAAACAUUUGGAGAGGGAACUGUUUUAAUUGUCAAAAACUCAGAGUCCAACAGCAUGUCUGUGCUCCAGCAGCCUGUGUCUGAGUCAGUCCAUCCAGGAGACUCUGUGACUCUGAACUGUACAAUACACACUGAGACCUGUGUAGGAAAACACAGUGUCUAUUGGUUCAGACGUGGCUCAGGAGAAUCUCGUCCAGGAAUCAUUUACACCCAUGGAGGCAAGAGUGACCAGCAUGAGAAGAGCCCUGAGGCUGGGUCUCCUACACAGAGCUGUGUCUACAACCUCCCCAAGAGGAACUUCAGCCUCUCUGAUGCUGGGACUUACUACUGUGCUGUGGCCUCAUGUGGGGAGAUACUSUUUGGGAACGGGACCAAGCUGGACAUUGAGGACCAUAGAGCAGAUCCUCUUCUCUUGGUGUCCUGCCUGGGUGUAGUAUUGGGUGUCACGUUCACCUUGAUCAUUGUCCUGGUUUGCAUCAUGUACAAGAUGAACAACACAACAUGUGUGCAGUGCAGAGGACUUGUCUCACAGUCCAGAGGUCCUGCAGUUACCAGGUCAGACGCAGGGGACCAAGAUGGAGACAGUCUCCAUUACGUAGCUCUGAAUCUGAGCAACAAGAAGAACAGGUCUAGAAGACAGAGAGGUCACAUGGAGACAGUUGAGUACGCUGGGAUCAGACAGUAGAACUGGAUGAAUGAACCAAAGAUCAUUUUAUACUAGAUAACUCUUUAAUAACUAGUUCUAGCUUCAUUAACUAUCUAUGAACGCAUAAGCAGUCAAAUGUGAUGAAAACAGUGGUCAUAGCUUUAUUGUUAUACAAUGUUGGAAUAAUUGAAUGCAAUGCUAUUUUUUUAUUUGAAUAAUAAUAAUAAUAAUAAUAAUUUGGGGUGGUGCUUAUAUUUGUCUUAGUACACAACUGUGUAAUGAAAAUGUUUUUUGUUGUUGUUGUUGCUAAUCCCAACUCCCCUGAGACUCCCUCAGGGAGUGGGUUCACAGCCAGGGUCACCAUUGUACAGCACCCCUGGAGCAAUUAGGGUUAAGUGCCUUGCUCAAGGGCACAGCGACAGAUUGUUAUUAUUUGUAUUUAUUUGUGUGCCCAUUUUAGCAACAGUAAACCAGUUACUUGUGUAAAGAAAAAUAAAGUGUUUCCAACUGUUUGAAUCUGAAUAAAUUGAACCCAUCGCAUA
Salvelinus sp. IW2-2015 is the source of this 1596-nucleotide messenger RNA. RefSeq lists its product as uncharacterized. NCBI's taxonomy places the organism in Eukaryota, Metazoa, Chordata, Actinopteri, Salmoniformes, Salmonidae. Gene Ontology annotation, biological process: response to bacterium. The record is from RefSeq and is a predicted model, not a curated record. The transcript is spliced from 5 exons. The coding region runs from base 14 to 1093 and encodes 359 amino acids.